AUGUCCAGACCGCUUAUGCGAAUCCCGCAUACGGGGCCUCUGCCACCACCUUUGAUUAUUCCACCGUCGGCAGCCACCAAACAAGGGGCCAUCGCCGCCCUUGCGCAUUUUCUGACCUCGACUGCGCUGCCCGCCACAUCCACUACUCGUCCAUCAGGCCAAGACGCGCAACAGAGAAACAAGACAGUCCUUCUUACAGGCGCAGGCAUAAGUGUCGCCUCAGGCCUGGCCGACUAUCGUGGCGUUAACGGGACCUACACCCAGAACAAGAACUAUCGGCCGAUUUAUUACCACGAAUUCAUCUCGAGCCACGAAUCCCGAAAGCGAUACUGGGCCCGUUCGUUCUUAGGCUGGAGGGGUCUUCACCGCUCGAGCCCUAAUGCCGCACACUAUGCCAUUCGUAAUCUUGGAAGACUAGGGUUGGUCGACCGUGUGGUUACUCAAAAUGUCGAUUCGUUCCAUGGUCUUGCGCAUCCGCAAUUAAAGACGGUGGAGCUACACGGAUUCCUCAGAGCCUUGGUCUGUCUGAGCUGUAAGAGGCUCAUUGACCGCGAUGUCUUCCAGCAAAGAUUGGCAGAGUUAAACCCCGCCUGGGCCGAGUUUUUGCAACAGUUGCUGGCUUCUGGGGCAUUGGAUACUGAGAAUCCCGUGGAAAGGAGGCGGUUGGGAUUUAGGACAAAUCCCGACGGUGACGCCGAUGUCCCUGGGGCGCCGUAUCAUACCUUCAGAUAUCCUCCUUGCCCACAUUGUUUGAAGCGACCGCCCAUUCUAAAAGAUGGGAGCAAAGGACACGUGGACAUUGACGCGGAUGGCGCUUGGAUACCAUCACCCAGGGUCUCCGCUUCGCCAAACGGCGUCGGUGUGCUCAAACCCAAUGUGAUCAUGUUUGGUGAAUCCAUCUCAGCCGGCGUGAAAACAGCGGCAGAGGAAGCUAUUGACUCUGCGGCCAAAAUCCUGGUCGUCGGCAGCUCUCUCGCGACCUACUCUGCUUGGAGGCUGGUUAAAAGAGCGCACGAGAGAGGCAUGGGCAUCGGGAUAUUGAAUAUGGGCGGUGUCAGGAAGGAGGAAGUAUUCUUCGGAGAACUCCUUCCGCACCACCGUUCUCAAGGGAAGGAAAACGAACAUGCUGGGUGGAAGGCCCUGAGGCGGGACCUUGUGCGCGCCAGUUUGCCUGCCGAAGAGGUCUUGCCUGGGGUGGUCGAUGUGAUUCGCGCCGACUUGCCUGAGCAAAAACCGCCGCCUUCUGACACACUGCACUUCCAGACUCAUCCAUAA
Messenger RNA from Cladophialophora psammophila CBS 110553, 1275 nucleotides. RefSeq lists its product as uncharacterized. The coding region runs from base 1 to 1275 and encodes 424 amino acids. The record is from RefSeq and is a predicted model, not a curated record. Gene Ontology annotation, molecular function: NAD+ binding. The transcript has a single exon. Lineage: Eukaryota; Fungi; Ascomycota; Eurotiomycetes; Chaetothyriales; Herpotrichiellaceae.